Messenger RNA from Cooperia oncophora, 720 nucleotides. NCBI's taxonomy places the organism in Eukaryota, Metazoa, Nematoda, Chromadorea, Rhabditida, Trichostrongylidae. The record is from the annotation of a GenBank genome assembly.
AUGUACAGAGAAGGUUGGUUUUUGCCAGCGCAACGUAACGAAGUUGUGGCGUUUAUUCGUGUUCACAGAUCUUCAGUAACUCCUAUCGUAGAUGUGCUUUUGCAGAAAACCUCCACGAUUAUCGAAAUAUACGGUCGAGCAGUCCAAAACUCCCCUGCUACACGUAAAGAAUUCUAUGUUUAUAUACAUCCUUACCAAAAUAUCAUUCGUAAUAUCGUGAUGAAAAUCGAAACAAAACAAUCUGACCAUGCUAAAUUUGACGCAUACUGGAAAGAAAAGCAAGGGAGCAAACUCUUAGAGAACACGCAAAAACUUCUCCAAAACUUUGAUAUGCGCGAAAACGAACUGGCUCUGCAAGACAUGCAUACUUCAUACUCAGACGAAUUCGAUAGCCUGCGCAAUAAUCAGACCAGCGCCCAUACCACUUCUGCUCAGACUCAACCCUACCACUUGUCCCGCCGUUUGGGACAUAGCUACAGUCUUCGCCAACAACUAUUCCAGCACACUGGUACCAGAAACAGUUACGUAAGCUACAAUCUUCGCCAACACCUAUUCCAGCACACUGCAUUUGGGGAGAUUUUCUCCGAACUCGUACAUAAACAACCAUGUACUGCAAUCGAAAAGCUCACUAUCCUUUUAGAUAAAUGCAAAGGAGAAGCCACACGUGCACUAAAGUAUAUUCCACGGAAAGGAUCGUCAUACAGGGAUGCCAUUAAAUAG